Messenger RNA from Glycine soja, 1958 nucleotides. RefSeq names its product probable protein phosphatase 2C 63. The coding region runs from base 246 to 1367 and encodes 373 amino acids. Gene Ontology annotation, molecular function: protein serine/threonine phosphatase activity; cation binding. Gene Ontology annotation, biological process: protein dephosphorylation. The record is from RefSeq and is a predicted model, not a curated record. NCBI's taxonomy places the organism in Eukaryota, Viridiplantae, Streptophyta, Magnoliopsida, Fabales, Fabaceae. The transcript has 4 exons.
AACACAACACAAGUUGUAUUGUAAUAUACGCGUCAACUCAACCAACAAUAACAACAACAACAACACCACCUCCAACAAGCAUACAUAUCAUAUCUUUGAUUCAGCUUCCAAACGCGCCAUUCCCAUUUCUCUCUCUCUGCUUCUUCUUCAGAUACCUAACCUAAUCUCCCAAACAAACAAACCAACUCAACCUUAUCAAUAUCGUUUAAAUAAAUUUUGAUCGCGCACGCGCUUUGAGAUAGAUCAUGCUGCGUUUGUGCUACGGCCCUCUGGAUUGCUGCUUCGGACGCCGUGGUGGCCGCGCCGCCGACGGACUUCUCUGGCACACCGACUUGAAGCCCCACGCCUCCGGCGACUUCUCCAUCGCCGUCGCCCAGGCGAAUUACAGUCUUGAGGAUCAGAGCCAAGUCUUCACCUCCCCCUCCGCCACCUACGUCGGCGUCUACGACGGCCACGGCGGCCCCGAAGCUUCCAGAUUCGUCAACAAGCGUCUCUUCCCUUAUUUGCACAAAUUCGCCACUGAGCAAGGGGGUUUGUCAGUGGAUGUGAUUAAAAAGGCGUUCAGUGCCACAGAGGAGGAAUUCUUGCAUUUGGUGAAGCUAUCCAUGCCCAUUAGUCCCCAGAUUGCUUCCGUCGGAUCCUGUUGCCUUUUUGGUGCAAUUUCUAAUAAUGUGUUGUAUGUUGCAAACCUUGGAGACUCGAGAGCUGUUCUUGGCAGGAGGGAUACAGAGAGAAAGAACAGUCCGGUGGUGGCACAGCGUUUGUCAACUGAUCAUAAUGUAGCUGAUGAGGAGGUGAGAAAAGAAGUUGAAGCUCUCCAUCCCGAUGACUCACACAUUGUGGUUUAUAGCCGUGGAGUUUGGAGGAUUAAGGGCAUUAUACAGGUGUCAAGAUCUAUUGGUGAUGUGUAUUUGAAGAAACCAGAUUUCUACCGUGACCUGGGUUUUCAGCAGUUUGGAAAUCCUAUUCCUUUGAAGCGUUCUGUAAUGACAGCUGAACCAUCAAUCAUUAUUAGGGAGCUUGAGUCAGAGGAUUUAUUCUUGAUAUUUGCAUCAGAUGGCCUCUGGGAACAAUUAAGUGAUGAGGCUGCGGUUCAGAUCGUUUUCAAACAUCCAAGAGCUGGAAUUGCCAAGAGACUGGUGAGAGCUGCUCUUCAUGAAGCUGCAAAGAAGAGAGAGAUGAGAUACGAUGACAUAAAGAAAAUUGACAAAGGAAUAAGACGACACUUCCAUGAUGAUAUCACUGUGGUUGUAAUCUAUCUUGAUCACCAUGCAGGCUCCUCUAAGCAAACUGCUGUUGGCUAUACAACUGCCCCAGUUGAUAUUUUUUCCCUAAAUGCGGAUGGGAUGCUUGGUACAGUUGCCUAAGAGUGAAAUUGCUUCAAAGGAUCAUACACUGACAUUAUUUGGGGCAAAAAUUAUUUAUAGGUGAAGAUUAAUAUUGUUGGUAAAUGAAGGGAAUUCUUGAGAAAAAUAUACAAAAAAUUACUGCAUAGAUAUAGUAGCUGGGAGUUGCUGACAGAUUCUUUCUGGUGCAGAUAUGCAUUUGUAUAGUUGUGAAGUUUGUUUUUUGGGUUUGAUGGUAUCAAUUUUGUUUUUCUUUGGAAAGAAAGAAAAUAAAAUUAUAUUGAUUGGUUAGUCAAGUUAUUUCUCACUUGGUAAUAUUCGUCCUGAAUAAUGGAGUAUGAGGUACGCGUUGGUGACGUUUCACCAACUAACAGGAAUUGCAGGACUGGUGAGUGGAUAGUUUUCAUAAGCGCAUUCUUAUUGCCAUGGUACGUGUGUUGAUUACAACCAUGAAAUGAAAAUUCUUUCCAAAUGUUGGUUGUGCCCAUUUCCCACCGUAACAGGCGGAAAAUUUGUGAUAGAAGCUUGCAUUUUAGUCAUCAGACGUGUUGAUUUUUUUUAGAUGUUUGACAUUUUCUGUGUUUUGAAAUGAAUGUUCACACGUAUAAGCAA